Messenger RNA from Arachis stenosperma, 621 nucleotides. RefSeq lists its product as uncharacterized. The coding region runs from base 1 to 621 and encodes 206 amino acids. The record is from RefSeq and is a predicted model, not a curated record. Lineage: Eukaryota; Viridiplantae; Streptophyta; Magnoliopsida; Fabales; Fabaceae. The transcript is spliced from 7 exons. Gene Ontology annotation, molecular function: protein binding.
AUGGCAGAAAUCAGUGGAGAAGUUUGUGGUGAAGAAGAUUUUCCUAAUGUCAAAGUAGAGCACCAGGAGACGUUCUUGGGGCACACUAGUCCAAUCAGCCGAUGUUGCUUCUCUGCUUCCGGGAACACUAUCGCUAGUGCUUCUCUAGAUGGAACUGUUAGAUAUGAUUCAUCAACUCCGGUGUCUAGAAAUGCAACCAUAUAUUGUGGCAUGGAAAUUUUGUCUCUUGACUGGGAAUGUAAAUCUGACCGCUUGCUGUUAAUAGGUACAUCAGAUGGGUGUAUUAAGGCAUGGAAUGUAGAUGCAAAGAGAGUUGUUUGUGAUCUCAAUACAACUCAAGCAUUUCCAAGUGUCUUUGACAUAAAGUGCAGUCCUGUGGAACCUAUUUUUGUGUCUGCAGCAGGAUCUGGAGGUGCUGGUUCCAAUUAUUUUGACAACCUGGGUUUUGCUUCUCUCACUGUGUGGAACAUGAAGAUGUGGAAACCCAUGACAGUCCUUCCUCUUGGAGAAGAUCCACCAGCUAUUACUUCUCUAUGCUUUAAUCACAAUGGAAAGAUUUUAGCUGCUUCUGCUGUUGAUGGAAUGAUCCACAUGUUUGGUAUCUGGUGCACGAAAUUGUGA